AAUUAUUUCAAAGCUUAUUGAGUGAGCAAAACAGUUAGUGAUCAGAAAUAUACCAAAAUGAAAGGGCAUUUGUUAAUAGUCAUCUGUGCUAUAUUUACGGGAAUUGAAGUAAAUUCUCAAGUGCCAGGAUUUGGAAGAUGCCCACGCACGUCUGCAGUACAAAACUUUGACGUUAACGCUUAUCUUGGAAGAUGGUUUGAAAUUGAAUCAUACUUUCAAACUUUUGCAAUUGGUGGUACAUGUGUUGAAGCGAAUUAUGGAUUAAAUCCUAAUGGAACGGUUUCGGUUUUAAAUAAAAUGACGAGAUUAGGACGAGAAGAGUCAAUUUUAGGCUACGCAGUACUUGCCAGCCCAGGUGAAGGAAAAUUAAUUGUCAAUUUUCCACAAAGUCCACCAACUGAUACACCAAAUUAUAUAAUAUUGAGUACGGAUUACGUCAACUAUGCUGUUGUUCAUUCAUGCACUCAAAUUUCACGAUUCACUUACGUCCAAAUUGCUUGGAUUUUAGCUAGAAAUCGACAAAUCGGAGCCAUUCAAAGAUUCCAAGCCAGAAGAGUUUUAGAAAAUAACGGUGUCAGCACAAGAUGGUUGCGUGAAACUGAUCAAUCAAACUGCGGCUGAUAACAUUUUAAAGUUAAUCAGAUAGUUCUGUAUAAAAUCGUUGAAUUGAAUAGAAUGAACUGUCGUAGAUUUGUCUUAUCGUUAUCUUAAAUUCAUUAAAUGAAAAUAAAAACUUUUUUGGCCUUUCAU
Molecule: messenger RNA, 750 nt
Organism: Clunio marinus
Lineage: Eukaryota; Metazoa; Arthropoda; Insecta; Diptera; Chironomidae
Source: the annotation of a GenBank genome assembly